AUCCCAAGGAGUUGACUGGCCAUGCGUUCUGGACAUAUCCAGCUUGAGCAGCAACAGCUAGGCUGGCUACCAGAAAAGUGAUGAAAACCUGUUUGAAAAACAAAAUUAGCCCCAUCAAUUCAAACAAAAUGUGCGAAAAAACUUACCUUCAUAUUGUUGUGGAUGAAUGAGCUAAGGAGCAACUGUUUGCCUCAAAGUACUGUUGACUGAGUAUGAUGCGUUCUUUGGCAAUCACCCUUUUUAUAUCCUCAAAAAACGAUUCAAAACUGAAUCGAACUUUUGAUGUGUUUUCAAUUACUUUCACUUUUAAACACUGACUUUGUACCUACCUACAGCAAAGAAGAGUAAAUGAUUGAUUUUGAAGUCUAUCGGUCCAAGUACGUUCUAUCCGUAAUAACAAAAGUUAACCAGUGAAUUGCCAAUUUAAAAAAGUGAUUCCGAUCACCUUUCAUUUGUAUCAAAACUAAAAACCAUUGAGCAAGGAUAUAAAUAGUCAAGUAGCGAGUAGCAAACAUCAUAACAAGUCAACAGUACUUCGAAGCAAACAGUUGUUCCUGAGCUCAGUCAACCAUAACACAAUGAAGGCAUUCGUCGCAUUCCUCGUUGCUACUUUGGCCGUUGCCACUCAAGCCGGAUAUGUCGAGAACUCGUGGCCCGUUAACUCCCUGGGAUGGAACUCCUGGAACAACGGAUGGAACAACGGAUGGAAUGAGUGGAACAACUGGAACACCAAGGGUCUGGUGUCUUAUCCUUAUUCUUCCGUUCAUGGAUCUUGGCCAGCAGUGAACUCCUUCUAUGACAAUGCUUGGGUUAACGGAAACGGAUGGUACGGAGCAAAGCCAACCGUUGUUCAGGCCAAUGUUGCUAAGAUUAACCCAUGGGGACUUCCAUGGGCCGGAUAUGGUUAUGGACAAGGAUACAACAACUAUAUUGCUCAUGGUGCUCCAGUCGUUGCUGCCAAGUAUGUCGCUGCCAAUCCAGGAUCAGUGCAUGUUGCUCCAUUGGUUGGACAUGCCGUCAAUCAGAAGCUGAUUGUCGCCUAACCUAAUGAACAUAGC
Messenger RNA from Uranotaenia lowii, 1058 nucleotides. RefSeq lists its product as uncharacterized. The transcript is spliced from 2 exons. The record is from RefSeq and is a predicted model, not a curated record. Lineage: Eukaryota; Metazoa; Arthropoda; Insecta; Diptera; Culicidae. Bases 579 to 1043 code for a protein of 154 amino acids.